UAUAUAUAAACAAAAUGUUUUAUCUUUUCCUUUUAGAAAGACAUACCACUGUAGCUAGCGUGACUCAUAUUGAAGAUAUUGACUUUAUUGUACCAAGAAAUGAAAUGAUUCACGAUAGAUCAAUGCCGUACCUUUCUUCAAUUGAGCCAAGUAUAAAAUUAGACAACGUAUGGCUAGCAACGAUUGCAGGUGAAUUAGCGGAAAUGGUAGUAUAUCAGGGACCUAUAUUAGAUGUUGAUAUGGAACUUGGAGCUGCUGGAUUUUGGAAUAACACUAUGCGUCCCAGUGUUUAUUACUUAAAAAAUAAAAACGGUUACUUUGAUGCCACCCGUGCUGAGAUAGUCAGUGAUAUCGAUGGCCUUAUUAUAGCAAAUAAGAUGCACACCUGGGUGAACGAUUUUUACAGUCUUCGUUUGAGUCAAAUUCUUGAUAUGUAUUACUCUGACGAAGGUAUAACUUUCUUUAAUGAAAACAUCAAAGUAUGUGAUAGAAAGAAGGCUUUUUCAUACGCUGUGUCAAAAACACUUUUGGACGAACAGACGUACGCUGCAUCUCAUCUUUUGGCCUAUCAUAACGAUGUUGUAUUUAAAACUGCGGAAGCUCUUAAACGAUUGGUUGAUCACGUGGUUACCAAAUUUUCAGUUUACGCAAACGAUUACCUUUUGACAGAACUACUUUGUCGAAACGGAAAGCAUUAUCCACAAGUAGAAGCAUUGAUCGUAUUCGAUGGUAGUUGGACUAAAGAAUACACAAUGGAUUUUGUCGCUGCAUUAAUAGAUGAUUUAGAUAUAUCAAUGUACGGUUCCAAAAUGGGAAUUUUACACAGUAUAUCGGGACAGUGGAUACUCAAUACAACAAGCAGUCCUAGUCUUACUUAUUAUGCUAUAUCUAACUUUAAGAAUAUUUCAUGGCCCACGCGUAUAGAUUUCAUUACAAUGUUGAAUACAGUAUCCAAUUAUCUAAAUGAAACCUGGGAGGCAAAAUGGCAACAACAUACAAUAGGAAGUCUUGGUCAAGUGAUUAUAAUAUUAGCUCCAUUGUCUCAGUUCUCUGAAACAGACCAGGAGACAAUUUUAAAAUUAUUAAAAGAGGUCAAACAUCUUCAUCCUGAUCUAUAUUUUUUAUAUUAUACGUCAGAACAUAAUUCACGUAUUUUUCAACCAUUUAUAUUAUCAGAACAAGAUCAUUUAAUACUUGGUCCCAAUUUUGACGCUGUAAUACAAUAUUUGUCAACGUUGCCACGAACUCUGAGGCCGAUAGUUAUGUCGAAAUUUGACAAUAAAUCAUCAGAAUUUAAGGACGAAAUAGAAGAUUAUAUAAGCCCUUCAAAAUCAAUUACAUAUAUGUUGCAUUCGCAACAUAUAGUUAAUAUGAAGAUAACAAUUACGGUCCAUAAUUUUGGAUAUGGAACGCUUAAAGCUUGUUCAUGGAAUCAAUUUGAUGGCGAAAAAAGUAUAGAAUGUCAACAACUUGAUGCACAUAAAGAGAUUAGUUUAAUUGACAACUAUAAAUGCAUCGAUACGCACUGUCCUCAUAUAUAUCUUCGUAUACAAAAUGCUACUUCCUUUAACAAAUGUGCAGAAAUGGAAUGUAGAUCACCGAAUCAAGUGAGGUACAUCAUAAGAAUGCAAAAUACAUAUGGAAACUCUGCGGAAAAGAAGAUAUUUAUAAAUAUAUUUGUAACAUUUUAUUUAUAUUUACAAUUAGUUGUAUUUAACAUGUAAAAGGUCUUGUUCAAUAAAGUUAAAACGACUUAAAGCUUAAA
Wasmannia auropunctata (little fire ant) is the source of this 1765-nucleotide messenger RNA. RefSeq lists its product as uncharacterized. The transcript is spliced from 10 exons. Bases 15 to 1724 code for a protein of 569 amino acids. The record is from RefSeq and is a predicted model, not a curated record. NCBI's taxonomy places the organism in Eukaryota, Metazoa, Arthropoda, Insecta, Hymenoptera, Formicidae.